Messenger RNA from Phytophthora nicotianae INRA-310, 2128 nucleotides. RefSeq lists its product as hypothetical. The transcript is spliced from 2 exons. The record is from RefSeq and is a predicted model, not a curated record. The coding region runs from base 1 to 1668 and encodes 555 amino acids. NCBI's taxonomy places the organism in Eukaryota, Oomycota, Peronosporomycetes, Peronosporales, Peronosporaceae.
AUGAAAGACUUCAAAUUGCGCCGCUGUGUGGUGCUGGCGGACGGCUCCGCCAUCGGCAGCUACCAGCGCAACUCACACGAGACGCACACAGUCGUGCUCGAGCCCUCAGGUCACACGUACUCGUACAUACAGCCAGAUGGGACACGUACUCGGCACUUGACGCCCACCACACUCUCGAGUCAUCGGCCUUUGGUGCUAGACACUCUUAAUCUGCGCAACAGACUCACGAGCCACGCACCGUAUGUGCAUCUACGACUGAUAAACCCGAAGGAAGUGAGACAUCAGCGUCGAAUCCAGUCGCUGCGAGCGAGGUGGCCGCGUCUAGAGAGGAAGACGAAGGUCUCAAGACUGUUCAAUGACCAAGCCGAAUGCUUUGAGAUGCAGUCGAUAGAGGGCGCAGCUAAAGUACGACUACAUGCCAGUGGGAAGUUCGUGGAGAUCUACUAUGUGGUGGAAGUGAAGGUCUCAGACGAGGUCGUGGAGGGGAGCAGCCACGCGCACUAUGCAACACUACACUGGUCCUGUGCGGUGGGUCAAACACCUAAAGAGUUCACGUUUCCAGUGAAGAUUCUAUUGGCUGCGAAAGCUGCGUGGGAUAUAAAUCGAGAAGCAGAGAUUGAGUAUGAUGGAACGGACGAUGAGAGCUCUGCGAUAUCACAGUUGCCGAGGAAUGCCGCGUUCGCUGCACGUCCGGCGUUCUCGGUCAUUGCUACGAGUAGUGAUGGCGUUGAAGUGGAUGGAGAUGAAGAGAAUUGUUUAUCAUUGGCGGAGAUCCUGCGGGUGGCUACCUUACCUUCAAAGUUGUUGUACCGGCGUAUUGUGGUGGAGGUGGUAGGUGAUGAUACGAUGAUGUUCGUAUCGCGCAGAGCACCUGGCCAGCUACCGGAUAUUGUGGUGCAAUUGGGUAAUGAAGGCUCGUUGCUAACCGGAUGUGAUGGCUUUUUCACUUGGUAUGACGAGACAGGAAGACUUGAACAUCGAUUCACACGUGAAACAAUUCCACCUCCUACCACCCUCAAAACGAAAAAUUCUAGCAGCUCUGUGACCGCAUUAUGCCAACAUAUUGACUACAUCCUUCAAGCUUUCAAGUACACUUCACAUCACGUAAGUCAACACCCUCCGUCACUAUCGCAAACUGAUGACCUUGAGUUACUGGAAGAGGUGGAAAACGAGCAAGGCCGCUUCCGUGCGUAUCGUGGCGGUCGUAUUCGCGCUGCAUUCGCUGAUCGCACCAUCCUUCAAGUGGAACGCGACGGCGAGAGUUGUUCGUUUUUCUUUCCCGACGGCAGUACAGGACAAACCACGUUAACGUCAGCGCCACUACGACAUCGCACCUAUAUCUACCAAGCUCUAGAGUUCGGCGACUGGGCAUUUGCAUCUCCAGAAGAACGUAUGCAACGUCAUGAGAAACGACAAGAAGCUCAAGAGAUUGUCGCGCGAGAGCUACAGCGCAUUAGUGUGCGCUGCGGGAUGAACAACGACCUCGAGGUACACUACAAGGUGAAACCUGCUACCAAGGAGAAGGAAGUGCACGCAGACCCAUCGUUGGCGCUGUCGCUAGCUGCAGUACGAGAGCUUCAAGCAGCUACACUGGCGCAUAUUGCGAGUGUCGACCAUGCUCUACAAGCUGCAGCGUCCAUGGCGACCAAACGUGAAGAAACGUACUAAAAAUAGUAACGACACAAAAUUUGAUCAAACGAAACUGUCUAUCUCACAAAAUGCCGAAGCAGUGGGAGGUCCAAAAGAGGCAUUUACGGGUGAAGGCAGAGGCUGCAGUAGCGUCCUCAGUCGUCUACUUUCUCUUCCGCAGUGUCUCCUCUUCACUCUCCUUAGCCGCUACCUGUGCCUCAAUGUUCUUAACGGCAGUCUCAGCAGCCUCCGCUUGUGCCAUCGCCUUAGCGCGAGCCGCCUGCAUGGCCUUCAUCUGUGCCUCUGCCGCUUUACGCUGUGCUGCCAUUUGCUGCUCGGCGAUCUGGUUCAUAAACUGCACGGCCUGGGGGAAGAUUUUGUCGGGCCAGCCCUCACCUACAUCGAAUAGCAAUAGCAAACAGAUAAAUAACAGAUUUAAAAUCACAAUGAUGGAAUAAUAACAGCGUACCGGGCUUGAGCUCCUCUGCUUCUCUACGCA